Molecule: messenger RNA, 1335 nt
Organism: Rhizophagus irregularis DAOM 181602=DAOM 197198
Lineage: Eukaryota; Fungi; Glomeromycota; Glomeromycetes; Glomerales; Glomeraceae
Source: RefSeq, a predicted model, not a curated record
UAAAUUUUUAAAUGUAACGAUAUAACGUUAAUUUAAUUUAAAUAUACUUAUUAAUUAAUAGGCGACAACACAUUUAUUUAUUAGUAAUAAAUGGGGUAGUAUCGUACAGUGUUAUGGUUUAACAAAAGGUCCAGAUAAUAAAUUUAUGCUCGUCAUGAAUUAUAUGGAUGUAGAUUUAAGAAGAUAUUUACGACAAAAUCGAAAUCAAAUUAAUUGGAAAACGAAAAUUCAAAUUAUUUUUGAAAUAGUUAAAGCACUUUGUAGAAUUCAUGAAGAAAAUUCAGUUCAUAGAGAUUUACAUUCUGGGAAUAUAUUAUAUUCAAAAGAAAGGAAUGAUUGGUAUAUUAGUGAUCUUGGAUUUUGUGGACCAACUCAUAAACCAUUAAAGAGCGUAUAUGGAAAUCUUCCUUAUAUAGCUCCAGAAGUAAUUUUUAAAAAUAAAUAUACUUUUAAAUCAGAUAUUUAUUCAGUUGCAAUACUUAUGUGGGAAGUUUUAUCAGAACAACCGCCAUUUUCUAAUAUUAAACAUGGAUAUGAUCUUGCGUUUAAUGUCGUUAAUGGGAUGAGACCAAAAAUAUUACCGGGAACCCCUUCAAUAGUUAAAAAGUUAAUGGAAGAAUGUUGGGAUGCAAAUCCAGAAAAAAGACCUGAUAUUCAUACACUUUGGGAAAGGGUUGAAAAUAUUAAUAAAUCAAUUCAUGAAAAUAGUGAUCAUUGGGAAACUCUUCAUAUCGAUAAAAAAUCUUUUUCUGGAAAUGAAAUGGUUUUUAGCAAUAGUAAACUUUAUACAUUUCAUGAUGUACCUCAACCAAAAAAUGCCACAGAAGGAUGCUUAUUAUACUUCCCAAUUCAAUUUGCAUAUUUCGGAUUUUCCAGAUGAUAUUUAAAUUGAAAAUAAUUAAGAGGUAUAAUAUUUUUGGACGUACAUAUAUAUAUAUGUGUGUUUUUUAUUUUGAAUUAUUUAAACACUUAAAAGAUUUAAGGUAAUAAUAUCGAUACAAAAAAAUAUUCGAUAUAUUUUUGCAUGAUAUAUUCUAAGUUUGUAAUUUAAAUAAUUCGUUUAUUUUUUUAAAAAAAAAUUAUUUUAUAAAAAUUAUUAUAUUGUAAAAUGAUUGUUAUUAAAAAUUUUAUACUUGUAUAUAUAAAAAUAUUUUUGUAAUUUGAAAAAAAUCUGAUCGCAAAUGGACGGUCUCCGAAAAUUUUGGAGCAAAACUAUCUAAAAUUAUAUGUAAUGACUGUAUGUGUAUUUUUAAGUUUAUUUCCAGAUAAAAUAAAAUUUAAAGUGUCGUCUACGACUUUUUACAUGCUGCUAUUAUGAUAUAUUUUUUAAAAAAC